AUGGGAUCCUCGGUGAAAUUCAUGAUUACCAGCGCUGAGCGCUCUGUGCUCGUCAACGAGCUCGGGUACUCGCCCGAGGAGGUGGACGUGAUGCGGCCGGAUAUCGCGGCGCAGCUCGUGGAGAAGAGGACGAAGCGACCGUUCGGGACGAGGGAGAUGCCUGAGGCGUGGAAGCGCGGGGGACCGCCGCCAGGGCGAAACGGGAGCGGCGUCGGCGGGCUGCUGUCGAAUAACUUGGUCAAGCUCUUCUUGGUCGGAGUGGCGAUGAUCGGGGGGGCGGUGGCAACGGGGAGGCUCGAGCUCGGGACCUUGCUCGGCGGCGCCCCGCUCGGACGGAAACCGUUGACGAAGUUGUCCGACAAAGUCGUCAAGCCGAAGAAGAAGCGUUCUAAGAAGUUGAAGAAAUCGAAGAGGCGCACGGUCGCUUAG
Ostreococcus tauri is the source of this 429-nucleotide messenger RNA. Its product is annotated as unnamed product. The record is from RefSeq and is a predicted model, not a curated record. The transcript has a single exon. Bases 1 to 429 code for a protein of 142 amino acids. NCBI's taxonomy places the organism in Eukaryota, Viridiplantae, Chlorophyta, Mamiellophyceae, Mamiellales, Bathycoccaceae.